AACAAACAUCUAGACAUUUACAAAAUCAACAACAACCUUGAAAAUUCAGACCGAAUGUUCCACCUGCGAUCAACCAUCAAGAUUCAACAAGAAACACCAUCAAGAUACACUGUCACCACGUAUCUUCCGUCAUCUACAUCAUCCUCAACAGCAGUAGAAUCCAGCGACAAAGAAACCUCUUCAAACUCUCCGAAAACACCAACCACAAACGUUGAAAUGACUGACGAAGAAACCAGCGCAUCCAACCAGCCAGAAAUACAGACUCUACCUGUGAAAAGAGAUCUUUCAUCAACGGCAAAACAAACGCAGAGAUUCACAAAACAUGCAAAACAAGAUUAA
This is a messenger RNA of Oldenlandia corymbosa var. corymbosa, 339 nucleotides long. The record is from the annotation of a GenBank genome assembly. Lineage: Eukaryota; Viridiplantae; Streptophyta; Magnoliopsida; Gentianales; Rubiaceae.